This is a messenger RNA of Labeo rohita (rohu), 1650 nucleotides long. RefSeq names its product ARV1 homolog, fatty acid homeostasis modulator (gene arv1). The record is from RefSeq and is a predicted model, not a curated record. Gene Ontology annotation, biological process: sphingolipid metabolic process; sterol metabolic process; intracellular sterol transport. NCBI's taxonomy places the organism in Eukaryota, Metazoa, Chordata, Actinopteri, Cypriniformes, Cyprinidae. The transcript has 5 exons. The coding region runs from base 120 to 839 and encodes 239 amino acids. Gene Ontology annotation, cellular component: cortical endoplasmic reticulum; Golgi apparatus.
CUUCCGGGAGUGGCGACGGAGGACAAAAGAACUACAUUUCCCGUCAGAAGCCUGAUAAGCCCCGCCUCUUAUGGAGGUUCAGGAAGCAGUAGGCGUGUUUUCAUGCUGUCAUAUGGAGAAUGGCACCGGGACUGUUUAAAUGCGUCGAGUGCAACGAAGAUGCAAACGAAUUGCAUCGAGAUUACAGCAACGGAAUACUGAAGAUCACGAUAUGUGGUUCAUGCAAGAAACCAGUUGACAAAUACAUUGAAUAUGAUCCAGUUAUUAUUUUGAUAGAUGCAACUUUAUGCAAAAUCCAGGCCUUUAGACAUAUCCUCUUCAACACUGAAAUCAAUAUCCACUGGAAACUGUGUGUGUUUUGUCUGCUGUGUGAGGCAUAUCUGCGCUGGUCCCUCCUGCAGGGGUCCCAGUCCAGCGAUGACCCCGCUGAUAUCAUCCGUUACACUAAAGAAUGGGAGUUUUAUUGCAUGUUUGCACUGGCUGCACUGGAGUUGGCCGUGUUCUGCAUAGGUGUGUUAUUCAUUCUCUGGACGGUGCAGCGCUUCCGUGGUUCCUCUUUAGAAUUCACUCCGCUGUUGAAGGCGCUUCUUCUGUCCAGCUACGGCAAAGUGCUGUUAAUUCCGGCUGUCAUCUGGGAGCAUGAUUUCUCCCCGCUCUGCUUCAGCCUCAUACGACUCUUUGUUCUGACCUCCAAUUCCCAAGCCAUUAGAGUGAUUCUGAACUGCAGUCGGCGGCUGUCUCUCCUGUCGGUGUGUGGUGGCUUGCUGUUAGAGACCUGGGUUGCCCAGGCUUUAAAAACACUGCAAGUCUGUUCACAAGACUAUCUGUCAAUGCUCUAGACUAGAAGAACAUGAGGACUUCACUCCAGGACUCUGAAAUGCUCUAUGAGUUCAUGCAAACCUUCCUCAAGACUGCCGUCAGCAAAGAAAGUUUGCAUUACGAAACUGUUUACCUUGUAAAAUCUCAGAUGUGAAAGUACAGACAUGCUUGUCAUUACUUCGAAGAUGUUGUUUGAUCAGGAUGUUCUGUGCAAAGAAAUUCAUUGGCAAGGCCAAGUGAAACUAAGUGAGGUCAUAAAGAGCAAAUUGUUUUUCUUUACUAUGGUUACCACAUGAUUCUGAGGUUUUUUCAUGCAAAUAUGGCUGGUUUUACUCAGCUAACACCAUUUAAGACCAGUAUUUUGUCUUCAAUUGUGAAUUUUCCUCACACAGAAGGGCUAGUUUGGGUCCAUGUGGACAAAAAGCGAGCCUGUGCAUUUUGACUAAAUCCUGUAUGUUUAUAAAGACUUUGAAAGCACAGCUUCACAUUCCUGAGGUCAUUUGUCAAAUUCCUCAAUUAGCUCUGCUGAGAGAAGAUGUUGACUCAAAUGUACUGCAGAUGCCUGUGGACUAGUGUCGACACGAUAUGUUCACUUACUGUAAUGGCCUGAACGCCGUCUGGUUUGUAUUGGAAGGUUUAUGUAUGGACUUUCAUGCUGAUGUAAUUUAUCCUUGUUACGUAAAUGUGAAGUGUGGGCCUUCAGUAUGAACUUGUGCAACUUGUUCUGAUAGAAACUCAGGGAGUAAAUCGCACACUUCAUUGUGAAACUGGAUGUUUUGUAACGGUUUAGCUGAGGGGGAUUGUGGUUAUUAAAGGCUAUGUGUUGAUUUA